Messenger RNA from Gigantopelta aegis, 891 nucleotides. Its product is annotated as latent-transforming growth factor beta-binding protein 1-like. Lineage: Eukaryota; Metazoa; Mollusca; Gastropoda; Neomphalida; Peltospiridae. The coding region runs from base 1 to 891 and encodes 296 amino acids. The transcript has 7 exons. The record is from RefSeq and is a predicted model, not a curated record.
AUGAUCCUCACAACCUCUGUUCUGGGAGAAAAAUGCACCACCACGACCCAGUGCGCUGUGUUUGCAUCAUACUGUGGUGGCGGCGUCUGUCGGUGUAGUCCGCUUCUCAGACAGAGUGGGCGUGGUCAGUGCACGUUACGUCACCAGAGAGUCGUCGGAGAACAGUGUACCCGUGACAGUCAGUGUGCUGAUAGACACGCCGUGUGUAGCAGAGGCGAAUGUUCGUGUAAAAUCGGGUUCCGGCUGAAGACAGAAGACGAGUUUUGGGUGAACCCGGCGUCACGUGUGCAGUGUGUCCCGCAACAGUCUUCACUGGGACAAUGUGAUACGUCGACAGGAUCGUCUACAAAAGUGAAUCCAGUUACAACGACGACGUUUGCUCCCCGACUUACCGUGAAGAUACGAGACAAAUGUCAGAGAGAUAACCAGUGUCCGCCACACUCGGCCUGUCAAUCAACCGGAUGUCGUGUCUUCACGUGCGGAUGUCUCCCAGGAUUCAUUGCGUCCGAUGAUCGAAAUGCCUGCACUAGAGUUGCUAUGGUCGGCGAGUCCUGUGACCUGGCCACCACGUGUUUGUCCCGAAUGGCGUACUGUGACGGGAUGUGUAAAUGUCACCCUCUGUUCAGAGCCACGCCCCAAGGCUUGUGUCGAUACUCGUGGCGCAGGGCUGUAGAGGAGGAAUGUACCAAACACUCACAAUGUGCUGAGCCUAAUGCAGUGUGCGUCAGAGGUGCCUGUAGAGUCGUACUGAUCGUACUGGACAUGUCUUUGUUUGAGGUCUUUGUUGGACAUGUAGAGGGACGUGUCUUUGUUUUUAGAGGUGCCCGUGGAGUCGUACUGAUCGUACUGGACGUGUCUUUGUUUUUAGAGGUGCCCGUGGAGUCGUACUGA